This is a messenger RNA of Adineta steineri, 741 nucleotides long. The record is from the annotation of a GenBank genome assembly. NCBI's taxonomy places the organism in Eukaryota, Metazoa, Rotifera, Eurotatoria, Adinetida, Adinetidae.
AUGGAAAGAAUUCGAUGGAAUGAUGGACUCGAUCAAUUUCGUUUAACACCUAAUGAAUUACGACAACGUUUUUGUGACAUAAAAGCCGAUGCAGUAUUUGCUUUUCAACUUCGAAAUCCAAUUCAUAAUGGACAUUCACUUCUUAUGCAAACAACACGUCAACUACUGAUCGAUGGUGGUUUUCAAAAUCCUGUUCUUCUUCUUCAUCCAUUAGGUGGUUGGACAAAAGAAGAUGAUGUCCCAUUACCUGUACGUAUGGCGCAACAUCAAGCUUUUUUAAAUGAAGAUGAAGAUGAUAGACUAGAUCGUUCUCGAACUGUUCUUGCUAUAUUUCCAUCGCCAAUGAGUUAUGCAGGUCCUACUGAAGUACAAUGGCAUGCGAAAUCUCGUAUGUGUACUGGUGCUCGUUUUUAUAUUGUUGGUCGUGAUCCAGCUGGCUUACCGCAUCCAUCGGAUAAAUCCAAAGAUCUUUAUGAUUCAACACAUGGUUCAAAAGUUUUGACAAUGGCGCCAGGUCUUAAUGAAUUACAGAUCUUACCAUUUAAAGUUGCUGCUUAUAAUCAUGUUUUAAAAAAUAUGACUUUUUAUGAUCCAAAUAAGCAUGAUGAAUAUGAUUUUAUAUCUGGUACACGAAUGAGAAAGAUUGCUCGUAAUGGUGAACAACCACCUGAAGGAUUCAUGGUACCAGCAGGAUGGAAAGUAUUAUCUACUUAUUAUCAAUCAUUAGGAGCAACGUCUUAA